Molecule: messenger RNA, 3433 nt
Organism: Puntigrus tetrazona (Sumatra barb)
Lineage: Eukaryota; Metazoa; Chordata; Actinopteri; Cypriniformes; Cyprinidae
Biological process (GO): negative regulation of endopeptidase activity
Molecular function (GO): serine-type endopeptidase inhibitor activity
Source: RefSeq, a predicted model, not a curated record
UAUCCAACAUAAGGACAUGCAUGGGCUUUAUAAUUCAGUCCAGUUUGUGGAGAAACAGCAGCUGUCUGGAAAGGUUCCUCAAACAAGACCAUGGAAACAAACAUCAUAUAUUUGUGGUUUUGUGCUUUUGCAUUAGUUCAUGGAAAUCAAGAGACUUCACCACAACCUCCCAUCAGUGAUAAACUCCCAUCAUUAAUAAAGAUGAACAAUGAUUUUGCUUUUGACCUGUACAAGAGGCUUGUAGAAAUGCCAGAGUAUCGGUCCAAGAACAUCUUCUUCUCUCCCCUCAGCAUAUCCAUGGCCCUUUCUGAGCUGUCUUUAGGAGCCGGUGGAGAAACCAAAGAGCAGCUUCUCAGCGGCAUCGGCUAUAACAGCUCGGUCUUCAGCACUGAAGAAAUGCACCAGAUGUUCCACAGUCUCCUGGAAGAAAUCGACCAGAGGACGGGGGUGGACAUCGAUGUUGGCACUGCUGUAUAUGCAAGCGACAAAUCAAAGCUCCUUCCUGAGUUCUUGAAGGAGAUAAAGGAGUUUUACCACUCUGAUGGCUUCACUGUGGAUUUCAGCAUCAAAGAAACACUGGAUAAAAUUAACACAUAUGUGAGGAAAAGACACGGGAAAAUAGAACAAGCUGUUGAUGAUCUGGAAUCUGACACUUUGAUGUUUCUUCUCACUUACAUAUAUUUUAAAGGAAAAUGGGACAUGCCAUUUAACCCAAGCAAGACCCGACAGAGUACAUUUCAUGUGGACGCUGAAACCACCGUUCCAGUACAAAUGAUGCACCAGUAUGAAUCCCUCAAAGUUUAUUAUGAUGUGGAACUCACAACUAAAGUCCUCUGUCUAGACUACAACGACUCUUUCUCCAUGUUUCUGGCUGUACCAGACAAUCAUAGGCCUGCUAAGACCAUCAAAGAUCUGGAGAUGGCCAUCUCUAGACAGCACAUUGAAAAGUGGAGGGGAGCUGUCAGAAAAAGAAAAACUGAUAUCUUUGUCCCCAAGCUCUCUCUGAAGACAUCAUAUUCCCUGAAAGAUAUUUUGAAAGGAAUGGGAAUGGCUGAUAUGUUUACAGAUAAAGCCAACUUCACAAGGAUUUCAGAGGAAAAAAUGCUAAUUUCAAAGGUUUUGCAUAAGGCCACUCUGGAUAUAGAUGAGAAAGGAACCACAGCAGCAGCAGUGACAACUGUUGAAUUCGGACCAAUGUCCUACAGCCCACUGGACACUUUGAGUUUUGACCGUCCAUUCAUGAUGUUUAUCACUGACCAAAAAAAUGACAACAUCCUCUUCUUUGGAAAAGUUGUCAAUCCGGUGGAAAAACAACAGAGAUACUCAAAAAAAAGUAAACAGAUUAAAGGUUGUUUUAUGAUCAAAUAUAAGGACAUGCAUGGGCUUUAUAAUUUAGUCCAGUUUAGGGAAAGACAAAUGUCAGAAGUCUGGAAAGGUUCCUCAAACAAGACCAUGGAAAGGAACAUCAUAUAUUUGUGGUUUUGUGCUUUUGCAUUAGUUCAUGGAAAUCAAGAGACUUCACCACAACCUCCCAUCAGUGAUAAACUCCCAUCAUUAAUAAAGAUGAACAAUGAUUUUGCUUUUGACCUGUACAAGAGGCUUGUAGAAAUGCAGUAUCGGUCCAAGAACAUCUUCUUCUCUCCCCUCAGCAUAUCCAUGGCCCUUUCUGAGCUGUCUUUAGGAGCCGGUGGAGAAACCAAAGAGCAGCUUCUCAGCGGCAUCGGCUAUAACAGCUCGGUCUUCAGCACUGAAGAAAUGCACCAGAUGUUCCACAGUCUCCUGGAAGAAAUCGACCAGAGGACGGAGGUGGACAUCGAUGUCGGCACUGCUGUAUAUGCAAGCGACAAAUCAAAGCUCCUUCCUGAGUUCUUGAAGGAGAUAAAGGAGUUUUACCACUCUGAUGGCUUCACUGUGGAUUUCAGCAUCAAAGAAACACUGGAUAAAAUUAACACAUAUGUGAAGGAAAAGACACACGGGAAAAUAGAACAAGCUGUUGAUGAUCUGGAAUCUGACACUUUGAUGUUUCUUCUCACUUACAUAUAUUUUAAAGGAAAAUGGGACAUGCCAUUUAACCCAAGCAAGACCCAUCAGAGUACAUUUCAUGUGGACGCUGAAACCACCGUUCCAGUACAAAUGAUGCACCAGUUUGAAUCCCUCAAAGUUUAUUAUGAUGUGGAACUCACAACUAAAGUCCUCUGUCUAGACUACAACGACUCUUUCUCCAUGUUUCUGGCUGUACCAGACAAUCAUAGGCCUGCUAAGACCAUCAAAGAUCUGGAGAUGGCCAUCUCUAGACAGCACAUUGAAAAGUGGAGGGGAGCUGUCAGAGAAAGAAAAACUGAUAUCUUUGUCCCCAAGCUCUCUCUGAAGACAUCAUAUUCCCUGAAAGAUAUUUUGAAAGGAAUGGGAAUGGCUGAUAUGUUUACAUAUAAAGCCAACUUCACAAGGAUUUCAGAGGAAAAAAUGCUAAUUUCAAAGGUUUUGCAUAAGGCCACUCUGGAUAUAGAUGAGAAAGGAACCACAGCAGCAGCAGUGACAACAGUUGAAUUCGGACCAAUGUCCUACAGCCCACUGGACACUUUGAGUUUUGACCGUCCAUUCAUGAUGUUUAUCACUGACCAAAAAAAUGACAACAUCCUCUUCUUUGGAAAAGUUGUCAAUCCGGUGGAAAAACAGUAAUGUGACAUUUAAGAUGUCAGGACAACAUUAGCCAGAAGAUGGCCAUGAUUUAAAAACUGUUGUGCUGUUUUAUUGCUGACUCUACAGUUUGCAUGUUUGAUGUAGAACAGAUGUACACAGUCUUUCUUCUAGAGGUUCACCUUCCUCCUGAGUUUAGUUCUAAUGCAUAUCAAACACCAGGGCCAUCUUAUUAAUGUCUUUUGAUAUAGAUGACCUGCAGGACUGACAAGCAGGCUUUGCUAGAUCUCUGCCGAAUUAUAUAAAAGUUGUAAAAAGUUGUAAAAAACAGACCUAUGUCUUGCAUGAAUUUCCCCCAACUGUGUGAGUGUGUGUGUUCAACCCAAAAAGUUCAACCCAAAAUGAAAAUUAAUUACUCACCCUCAUGUUGUUCCAAACCCGUAAAGACGUAAUUUAUCGUCAGAACACAAAUGAAGAUUUGUUUUCUAAAAUUACCCGUGAACGUAACAGGCGUUCACAGAUACUUAGGGGGAAAGUGCACAUGUGUUGUAAUGCAGAUGAUGUAACUCAUGGUGAAAAGAAUGGUUGAGUAAAUAAUAUUAGUUCUGUUUUCUCGUAGCGUCAUAUACAUGUAAUUAAGUUCCAAUACAAAAUUGAAACAAUACUCAAAAUUUGCUUUUGAGAUGGAUAUCACGGUAAAUAAGUCCUGGCGUAUUGUCCAGAGAAGAAAACUGUAGAGAGUUUCAGGUAACUGUCACAUAUUUUUCAAUAUAAGAAAUAAAAUCUAAUUUCCGAA